UAUAUUUUUUUAGGAUGUGAAAAUGGCAUUAUUAUUGUUAUAAUUAUCAUUAUUAUUAUUAAAAGAAUGUACCUUAUAAUACUUUAUAGCUUCCCCGCUUGCAGCAUAACUACAAACAACACAGUAUUGUGUUACAUUUGUGUUGUUACUGUGCAUGGCAAGUAUAAGAAUUCUCCAGGCUGUGUGAAAUAUUACUGGCUGAGGGUAGGGCAGAGAUGUUCUGGAAAAAAACAAGCAACACAAUUUCCACCAGCAGUGACAAUAAGAGCGAGCUCUCUUCAAACAGCUGGCUGUAAACCUUCAACCCAGCACAGUAGUUCUUGCCUUCAUACAGGUCAUUUGUGAAUAUGGCCAGCUGGAUCAGUGAAGACAGGUUCACAGCAAACAGAAAUGACUGGGAAUGGGACUUUGAUUUGAGUUCUCAGGAAGUCAGGAACCCUUUCAGAUCUUCAAACCACAUUUUGCUGUCUGAGUUUGACUUGUGGGAAAAGUCUCUCUUUAAAUCUCAGUCCUCAGCUUUGAGUUGUGUAGGUGUGUCUCGAUCAGAUCACAGCUCCAAAAUCAGCACCAGCUCCAUUGGCAGUCAGUGUGGGAUGAAACACAGUGAAACAGCUGCCAGGCAAAGAUGGCAAUCUGCCUCACGUCGUGCUCCAGAUGGGGCCCCCAGAUCCCAUUCUGAGUUUGAGAAACGAAAUGCCCUAGAAGAGAGCAGCAUGAGGAGGACCGAGCUCAUUCAGAGGCUCCGGGAGGUUUACAGCCGUCUGGACACACAAACAGACCUGCUGAAAGCCAAGGAGAGCCAGCUUCAGCACAGCCAGAGCACUACCCAGCUUCUGGAGCUUAAGCAUAAGCAGCUGGCAAAGGCACUGAGUGUUGUUGAGGAGCAGAAAGAAGCAGCUGAGUUAGGUCGCUUUGAGGAGAGCUGUCGCAGCACAGACCUGCAAGACAAGGUGCUGCAGCUAGAGAUGGACAUUUUGAAGAUGAAAUCUAGCCUUGAAAGCAGGAGCACUGCUCAAAUCUCAGCAUCACAUUCAAAGCCACACCUUGGCAAGACCAUGCCUGUAACAAAAGAUGAAUUUGUAAGAGAGAAAAAGGCUGACCGGGAAAUGAAGAAACUCGAAGAAGCCCUCGGGGAGGCAGAGGAGAGAGCCGCGAGCAUAGGGGCUGAAAAGGACCAUGCAUUAAAACAACUCCGAAACUAUAAAGAGGAUCAGCAGACGGUAUUGAGCCAGAUGGAAGAGCUGAAACAGAGGUUUAGCAUGUCCUUGGCCAUCCAGAGUGAGUUGCAGGACCAGCUCAGCGAGACCCGCAGUCGCCUUGGCCAACUGGAACUGGAAAAUGAACUGCUUACCACCAAAGCACUGCGAUUGGAAGACAACAUAGAGGACCUGAAGUCAAAGCUAUCCAACGCUUUAGCUGAGAAAGAUCGCCUGGUGCAGGAGAAAGCUGAACUGUACCAAAGAGUGCAAAGUUUGGAACUAGAGCUGCAAAGAUCCCAGCUGGGCAGAGAGGGCUUUACUCAGCAGGUGUGUGAUCUCCACUCUGAGCUGACUCAGACCAAGAGCCAGGCCAGCCAACAACAGCAGAGUGCCUUAUUAAUGAAAGAGGAACUGCAAUCCGUCAGAGAGGCGAAUGAGAAACUGUCAGCAGAUUUGGCCACAGCCACAGAGAGGCUUCAGGAGACUCUACAGCAUCUACAUGAACUGGAAGCAGAAAAGCUGAUCCAAACCAAUCAGAUAGCUGCGCUGGAGACUGAGCGUUUGCAGUUGAUUGGAGAGAAAGAGGAGCUGAUGGACGUGUUUGACCAGGGAGAUCAGAAAGAGCUAAGAGAUCUGAGGGAGAGAUGCUGCCAGCUCAGAGAAUUACAGGAAAUGUUGGAGUAUGAGAAGAAGGAACUUGAGGCACAUUGCCAGGGCCUGGAAAAGAAAGUACAGAAUGUUGAGGCAGAAUAUGGGCUUAAAGAACAAGAGCUGAAGCUCAUGGAGGAGAAGAUGGAGCAAGAGAAGGAAGAGCUAAAGAGAGUGGCAGCUCAUUGGAAUGAGCGAUGGCUGGAUGUUGCGAUGGAAUUGCAGACUACGCAGGCCCAACUAGAAGAGACCAAGAAGCAACAACAAGAGUCUGAUGCACUGAGGGAAGAGGCAGCAGAAAUGGCAAUCAAGCUGGAGACACUUGAGUCAGAGAUGAAAGACAGGCAGAAUCUGAUCCAGAGAUUGCUAGAAGAGAAGACACACUAUGAGAACGAGCUGACCAGAGUUAAGAAAGAAGCCGGGGCUUUGGAGCGGGUGGAGCUUGAUGCCUGCAGACAACAGCUGGAACUGGAGAGGAACAGAAGCCAAACUCUGCAGCAGAGACUUAUGGGAAACCCUAUGUCUCUGGAGGAGAUGGAUGGAGAGCUGGUGCAGCUGAAGGCUGAGCUGCAGAAGGUGUGGGAGAUGCUGAAGAACCGUGACACUGAGCUGGAGGAGCAGCAACAUGAGCUGCAGUCUGCUCGUGGAAAGGUGACUCAGCAGAACAGCGAGGUACAGAGACUGGAGCAACAACUGGCUAAGAGAGAUCAGGAAUUGAAACAAAGAGAUCUUUUCCUAACGGAUUUGAUGACACAGAGAGACACAGAGAAAACUGAGGCCCAAAUCAAGAUAACGGCUCUUGAAGAUGAGCUUGCCGGACUAAAAGAUCUGAAAACCAUCCAGAAGAUGAGCACUCAACAUGACUCUCAGCCCAUAGACUCCCUGUUGGAAGCAGAGAGCAAUAGGACAACCGAGCAACUAAAGCAGGAAAAAGAACAUGAUCUGCUAAAAGUGCAUAGUGUAAAAGAUCCCCAGCAGGGAAAAGGAGAGAGGCGAUCACCAUUAAUGAAGAGAAAAGAGACAGCAGUAAGGUCUGAUAUCAUAGAUCCUGACCAACAGAGGAGACUAAUCACUGAUCAGCUGAAAAGUCUGUUUAAAGGGAGGGAACAGAUGGAUGAUAUGGCGCCUCCCAUGAUCCAGAGAAGAACUGGCUCAGUACUGGAUUAUGGCUCCAAGUCACCUAAAGUGAUCAAGAAUACCGUGGACACAGUAAGAAGUGAGGUGAAGAGGCAACAGAAAUGUGGACUUGAUUCAGGUGUUCAUGAGAAGACAGGAGAACCCACUGCAGAACAAGUUGCUCCCGAUAAAGAACCCCAGCAGCUCAACUGCAGCACUAAUCAAUAAAACUAAAAUGUCCACAGCAGAUCUGGGAGUUCCAGCAAAGUCUAGCAUGGAUAUAGCACAAACCUGUGUGCUAUUUAAUUAACAAAGAGGAGGCCCUGAAAAUGAGACCACCCCUGUUGUGUGUGGAUGGAAUAUUCCUAGCCUGGCAGGUUGAGGGGUGUGACUCGGAGCUGGAGGAGGAUGAGGAAUAUACUCAGGGUGUGCAGGAGGGCACUGACUUGUACUUGACUGAAUAAGUGUGAAGGUGGAACAGGGCCUCAUUAUUUUAAAUAUCACAAUUUUAUUACGUGUUGAAUGUUAAGGUUCCAGGUACAUUAUUGUAUAGUGAAAUAAUUUUUGAGAAACCCUCCAGCAAAUUCUUUUCUCAGAGAGACAGGAGGUUUGCUGAAUAUUCAAAUUAUUGUAAUGGAAAUCUGAUACAAGCAGAAAAAUCAGUGUCUGGUUCAUCUGACGUAUUUAUGGGAUACAUGAAUUAUAUACCCUAAAUGGCACAAUUACUGAAACAAAAAUUUAUUUCAGACAUUAAGUUAUUAAGGCAGAUUUAGAACCCUAGAAUACAUGGCUAGAUUAGAACAUGACAGUCUUAACCCUGGCCUCAUUUAACACCUAACCAUUAAAUCUACAUUUGGAGCAAUAAGCUAUAUCAACUUAGAGGCAUGUGCUGCUAAACAAAGCACCUUUGAAAUUUUGCAUAAGUUAAUGUGCAAAAGUUUGUGACACUUCCAGAGUAGAUUAUUUUAAAAAAAAUAGAAAACAAAUUAGAAAAACAUUGUACUCUUUCUAUCAUCGAGCUUGCGAACUGUCUCAGCACUGAGGUUAGAUGCUUGCCUUCAAAAUUCUUCUUGCACCAAACAAUAAAAAAAUAAUAAAUGGCCUGAAAUUAUCUGUCAACUUUACUGGUUUAGCUACAAAGCAAUGGCCUGGCGUAUCGUUGUGCUUAUGCUGAUGUGAUUUGCUAAUAGUUUGUAAUUAUUAUUUAAUAAAACUGGCAUAACAUGUUCCAGUAUCUCAAUCACUAAACCUUGUUGUUGAUGAUAUACCUGUGACAUUUGAUGUGAUCCAGAGAUUUCACACCAUUUGUCAGUUCUCUGUAUGUGAAAUGAGUCAAUAUCUCCACAGAAAUUACUUUUGGAUUAGAGUAUGAAGAAAUGAACCAGAUAUAAAUAUAAAGUCCAUUGACCAUUUUAAUUCAAAAUUAGUAUCAAAGAUUGAUAUAACAUUCUAUCACAGAAUGAGUGGUCUGUACUAGGCCCUUCUCAUCUGAAUCAAUUCUUUAUCAUCAUAAUCCCGGUCAUCACACAAGCAUCCUUUGCAACAGACCAGCAGCACUAUGU
Messenger RNA from Ictalurus punctatus (channel catfish), 4525 nucleotides. Its product is annotated as paramyosin. The coding region runs from base 348 to 3191 and encodes 947 amino acids. The transcript has 23 exons. The record is from RefSeq and is a predicted model, not a curated record. NCBI's taxonomy places the organism in Eukaryota, Metazoa, Chordata, Actinopteri, Siluriformes, Ictaluridae.